UUGGGGCGGAAGGACUCGGGGGGCGGGGCUGUGGGAUGAGCGGAAGCGCGUUGGGGAGCCGGUGUCGUACGUGUCAGCCAGAUGUCUCCCUGGUCCAGGUCAUGCUCUUCUCCUUCCUCCCCAGCCAAUCUGUACAUGCAAUGAUCUGCUUUUGUUCUGAUUUGUCCUGUUGCAGCAGUUCCUGGUACUGGACUGUAUGAGCACUUGGAUUCUGAUGAGCUCUCUUUGAAGAUCUAUGGCUGGUACUACUCCAUACCCUCAGAAGCUGGAUAUUUGGUUUAUAAGUACUGAUAUGUUCCUGCUGAUCACUUCCCAUCUGAAGUCCUAAUCUGUAGUGGCAUCAAAAUUGGUUGCUACGGAAUCAAGUGACAUGGAGAAAAUGUGUUUAAGAUGGUCCAUCCAGAAGAUUUGUAACUUUGUGAAGAUCUUGCUUUUGACUAAUAUGUAAAUACCAUGACAACUUCAAAUUGAAUUAUUUUUCUUGAAAUCGAGACUCAUCUGUUGCCUUCAUCAGAAAUGUUUUUAACAUUUUCAAGAAAAAGCAUGUCCCAGAAACUGAGUUUGUUGUUGCUGGUGUUUGGAUUCAUUUGGGGCUUGAUGUUGCUGCGCUAUACUUUUCAGCAUCCAAGGCACCAAAGCAGUGCUGAAUUGCGUGAACAGAUACUAGACUUAAGUAAAAGAUAUGUGAAAGCCCUGGCAGAAGAAAAUAAGAACAUAAUGAAUGGUGGUAAUGGAGCCUCAAUGGCAGGAUAUGCUGAUCUCAAAAGAACAAUUGCAGUUCUUCUGGAUGACAUCUUACAGCGUCUGGUGAAAUUGGAAAACAAAGUUGACUACAUUGUUGUGAAUGGCUCAGCAACAAAUACCACCAAUGGAACCAGUGGUAAUCUGGUGCCAGUAACUACAAGUAAACGUGUAAAUGCAGCAAGCAAUAUUAGAUAACAUACAAGAUCACCUUAUGCUACUUUAUCAUAGAUUCAAUUUGAUUCAAGAAAAGCUUUUUACCUCUGGGUAGGCAAAGCAAUAGUUGACACUAACAUGUCGUACACUGUUCUGCUAUAGAAUGUGCUGGGAACAUGCAGUCCCAACUUCUGUACAUAAGGUUCUCAAAGGAUUAAUUUGUUGCUUUCAGACAGUUCUGUUAAAGCAGUGCUGUACAAUAUCGUAUUUAAAGAUAUUCUGGUAACUUGGCUGAUACAGUAUGUCAAAUGGGUCAUACUUUGUAAUGUUUGAAGUUAAACUAAAAUGGAAAGAUAUAUAUUCACUUCUAAAAUAUAUUUAUUUAAAUAAAAAUUUAAACAUCUUUUUGGAUAGAUUGAUUAUAUAGCUUAAUCAUUUUUUGUGUGAUCUGUUUUAAACAGGGAACUAAGGAUAAUGUAAUGUUAGAAGAUGUGUAUUAUUUACAGUACAGUAUUUUGUUACUUAUUAAUUUGCUAGUGAUAUGUUGAAGAUAACAUUGAGAUAAUGUUUUAAAAAUUGCAACCCAAAGAAUGUCUUUAUUUGCACUACCUGCUAGAAUAGCUAGAGAGAAUUUAUUGUAUAUUAAAAAAAAUCAAUUAUAAUGAAAAUCUUGGGUAGCAACACUGUUCAGAUAUCUUUGCUCCACAAAUAGAUCAGUUAGAUUAUCAAAGGCAAAACAAUCUCUGAUAUCAUGCAUAGCUAUUUCAUAGAAAGAUAUUUGUGUGUGUAUUUUGUAACUUCAGGUAAGUUAUUUAAGAGAUGGAAGUCAGUUUUCAGAGGUGAAUAUCUUUAUUUAUUGCUGUUUCUUUUUAAUAUUUAAGUAUCUUGUAGCGUGUGACAAAUAUAGCGCAUCAUCUCCUUAAGUUACUUUUUUAAACAGGAGGGAGUAGGUAAAUUAAGUUGAAGGGAAGCAGUGCAUCUUGGCAUAUAUAGUAAAGAGAUGCAUGUGCUAAUGGUGUUUUAUGAGGGACAUAGGUGGAAGCUAAGGUUACAUUGCCUUAUAUCCACGUUAGCCUUACAGCAAUGAAGUUUGCAGUGAGGGUGCACUAUAUUCCAAAAUGUGCUUUCUGCAUCAUAAAUGCUAAAAUGAAAGUGCCAUUCAGCCCUAAGUUUUUUAAAACUAUAUUGAGUGGUGGUUGUGUUUUUUGGUUUUUUUUUUUUUUUUUAGAAUUAUGUUCAGUAAUAUUUGCUUUAAAUAUGCUGUGUAAUAGCUUUUUAAUAUUUUAUUUAAAAAAAUGGAAUAAGACCAGAAGUGCUGGAUGACACAUGGUCUCAAGGUUUUCUGCUUUUCUCUCUGAUGAUAGUCGGGACUGGUCUAGAGGAAAGUAGAAUAUAUAAAUAAAACUUGAGUUAGUGUCCAACUU
Chelonoidis abingdonii (Abingdon island giant tortoise) is the source of this 2321-nucleotide messenger RNA. RefSeq names its product coiled-coil domain containing 126 (gene CCDC126). Lineage: Eukaryota; Metazoa; Chordata; Testudines; Testudinidae. The record is from RefSeq and is a predicted model, not a curated record. Gene Ontology annotation, cellular component: membrane.